AUGACAUCGAUACCGAAAAACGUAAAAUUGCGCCGAGAACUUGGUCUUUUCAGCGCAGUCUGUCUCAUUAUCAGCGUAAUGUUGGGAUCGGGAAUAUUUGUGUCUCCGGCCAAUGCCUUAAAGAACACAGGAUCUGUUGGCAUGUGUCUGGUAAUUUGGAUGUCUUGCGGACUGUUAUCGCUUUUGGGUGCCAUGUCGUACGCCGAACUCGGCACGGUGGUCAAUAAAUCUGGAGGCGAGUUCAGUUUCUAUCAGUCUGCAUUCGCCGACAUGCACAAGUUCUGGGGACCUCUGCCCAGUUUCAUAUACUCUUGGGUGAGCAUCAUGUACGUUCGCCCGGCCGAGGUGGCCAUCAUUAUAUUGACGUUCGCCGAAUACUUCAUCCGGCCGUUCAGCAUUUUGAGUUCCAUGACGCCCGAAACCGAACAUAUGGUGAAGAAGACCGUCAGCAUACUCGCACUCGGUAUCAUAACUUUCAUCAACUACACUAGUGUCAAGUGUUUCAUAAAAAUCCAAAACGUGUUCACUGUGUGUAAAGUCACCGCCUGCAUAGUUGUCAUAGGUGGUGGACUAUAUCAACUCUACCAGGGAAAUACCAAGAAUUUGAUGACUGGAUUCGAAGGAACAACGUUAUCCAUAGACACACUCCCGAUAGCCUUUUACAGCGGCCUUUGGGCGUAUGACGGAUGGACCGCUACAACCGUGGUGUCGGAGGAAAUCAAGAACCCUCGAAGGAACAUACUGCUCAGUAUUCUUUUGGCUGUACCGUUUGUCACCAUGAUUUAUGUUCUGAUGAACGUGUCGUACUUGACAGUUCUGUCGGUCGCGGAAAUGACUUCAGUCCAGGCGGUAGCGGUAGAAUUCGGAACUCGAGCACUGGGAAGUUUUAGUUUUAUAAUUCCACUCGGCGUAGCCACGGCGACUUUCGGCUGUGCCCUUAGUGUCCAAUUCGGAAUAACCAGGUUGUGCUUUGCCGCGAGUAGAGAAGGUCAAAUGUUGGAAGUCUUCUCUUACGUGAGCGUAAAAAAGCUGACGCCCGCUCCCGCUGUCGUUUUACAGGGUUUGCUCACGUUAAUUUGUCUGUUGUGUGGAGACAUUGUGGUGUUAAUAGAGUUCGCUAGCUUCUUAGUGUGGAUGUUCUACGGUAUCUCCAUGGCGGCAUUGUUAGUGAUGCGUUAUACCAAGAGAGACGUUAAACGUCCAUUCAAAGUACCAAUCGUCAUUCCAAUAUUCGUGCUCAUCGUGUCCACCGUUUUGUUCAUCACACCCAUUCUCAACGAUCCCAAGCCACAGUUCCUCAUUGGUCUUGUGUUCAUUCUGUCGGCGUUUUUGAUAUACAUUCCAUUUGUGUACCAGAAAAAGAGGUUAUCGAUAGUCGAUAACUUCACGAAGUUCAUUCAAGUAUUAAUGGUGGUUGUGCCGCCGGAGAAAGAUGAAACGGAUGCUGAGGAAAAUUGCAGCGUGAAAGACGACGAAGGCGAAACUGAGGCACCAAUGAUCGCCGCGGUGGUAUAA
Messenger RNA from Macrosiphum euphorbiae (potato aphid), 1515 nucleotides. NCBI's taxonomy places the organism in Eukaryota, Metazoa, Arthropoda, Insecta, Hemiptera, Aphididae. The record is from the annotation of a GenBank genome assembly.